CGCCUGUAGUGGGUUACUGACAAGACUUCCCUCAUCAGCAUCAUCUUUUAUCCGCAGGGAGCGUCUCCAAGCGUCGAUGAAUCGAUGAAUUUCCCCGGGAAACUAACAAACGUGCUCCUGCUGGUGCUCGUCGCAGCGCAAGACUGCUUUUCAUCUAAAGCGGAGGACAGAUUGUUUCGGAGGUUGUUCCGGAGGUACAACCAGUUCAUCCGACCAGUGGAGAAUGUAUCUGAUCCAGUCACAGUGGAGUUUGAGGUCUCCAUAUCUCAACUGGUCAAAGUGGAUGAGGUGAAUCAGAUUAUGGAAACCAAUCUGUGGCUGAGACAUGUGUGGAAUGACUACAAACUGAGAUGGGCCCCUGUUGAAUACGAUGGGAUUGAGUUCAUACGAGUUCCCUCCAAUAAAAUUUGGAGGCCGGACAUUGUUCUGUACAACAAUGCCGUAGGUGAUUUCCUUGUAGAGGACAAAACCAAGGCUCUGCUGAAGUUUGAUGGCACCAUCACCUGGAUUCCUCCAGCUAUUUUCAAAUCAUCUUGCCCCAUGGACAUCACCUAUUUCCCCUUUGACUACCAGAACUGUUCUAUGAAGUUUGGCUCCUGGACGUACGACAAGGCAAAGAUCGACCUGGUGCUCAUUGGCUCAAAGGUAAACCUGAAAGACUUCUGGGAAAGUGGGGAGUGGGAGAUCAUCGAUGCACCGGGAUACAAGCAUGACAUCAAGUAUAACUGCUGUGAGGAGAUCUACCCAGACAUCACCUACUCCUUCUACAUCCGCCGCCUGCCGCUCUUCUACACCAUCAACCUCAUCAUCCCCUGCCUCCUCAUCUCCUUCCUCACCGUGUUGGUGUUCUACCUCCCGUCUGACUGUGGCGAGAAGGUUACCCUGUGCAUCUCCGUCCUCCUCUCCCUCACUGUGUUCCUGCUGGUCAUCACAGAGACCAUCCCGUCAACAUCACUUGUCAUCCCUCUGAUCGGCGAGUACCUCCUGUUCACCAUGAUUUUUGUCACGCUCAGCAUUGUCAUCACUGUCUUUGUGUUGAACGUCCACUACCGCACCCCUAUGACUCACACAAUGCCGGAGUGGGUCAGGGCUGUGUUCCUUGGGGUGCUGCCCAGGGUGAUGCUGAUGAGGCGUCCUAUCGACCAGGGCUGCUCCUCCCCUGCUAUUACAGCAGGAACAGGAGGAGGAGGAGGAGGAGGAGGAGGGAGCAGCGGAGGAAAAAAGAAGAGAAAGAACAGCAUAGGAGGAGGAAGUGGCACAGGAAGUGUCAGUGUUCCGAGGCCUCUGAAUGCCCCGUCGCCCGUCAACGCUGUCGUUGCCUUCUCUGUGGUGUCACCAGAGAUCAAGCAGGCCAUCGAGAGCGUGAAGUACAUUGCGGAGAACAUGAGAACUCGCAACAAAGCCAAAGAGGUGGAGGAUGACUGGAAGUACGUCGCCAUGGUCAUCGACAGGAUCUUCCUGUGGGUUUUUGUGACAGUGUGUGUGCUGGGAACUCUGGGACUUUUCCUCCAGCCGCUCAUCAGCUUCUUUAAAUGACACAUUUGUCUUUGUCCUGCCUCUUUCUCUCUCUCUUUGUCUACUUCUGUCUGUCUGUGUAACCCACUUAAAUUAGUAUGGGAAUUAUUCUUCCUGCAGCUAUUUCACAUCAAACUCUGGGCUGUCGUCUUUCUCCAUUUCUGCCUUUUCCUCUCUCCUCUUUCUGCCUCUUGCUCUUCUCUGGGAUUCCAUCAUCAUCCAUCAUUUCUAGCCCUCAGCUGUCCGUUUCCUCACAUGACUUACCCACAUAUCCCCGUCCCUCCCUUUUCUUGGCCUUUCAGUGUGCAUGCAAUGUUGUUAUCCAGU
Messenger RNA from Seriola dumerili (greater amberjack), 1842 nucleotides. RefSeq names its product neuronal acetylcholine receptor subunit alpha-3-like (gene chrna6). The coding region runs from base 85 to 1536 and encodes 483 amino acids. Gene Ontology annotation, biological process: signal transduction; monoatomic ion transmembrane transport; regulation of membrane potential. Gene Ontology annotation, molecular function: transmembrane signaling receptor activity; acetylcholine-gated monoatomic cation-selective channel activity. The record is from RefSeq and is a predicted model, not a curated record. NCBI's taxonomy places the organism in Eukaryota, Metazoa, Chordata, Actinopteri, Carangiformes, Carangidae. Gene Ontology annotation, cellular component: neuron projection; postsynaptic membrane; synapse. The transcript is spliced from 8 exons.